Molecule: messenger RNA, 935 nt
Organism: Paramecium octaurelia
Lineage: Eukaryota; Ciliophora; Oligohymenophorea; Peniculida; Parameciidae
Source: the annotation of a GenBank genome assembly
AUGAAAAAUGAAUGUUUAGAUGGUAUAUUUAAAAUACUAUGUUAGUAAAAUGGAUCUUGAGUUUAUAACAAUAUUUCUAAGCUCAGGAUUUUCGAAUUCAAUUGGGCUGGAAUAAUCAAAUUAUUUACUAUUUUCAAUCUCCAUAUUAAAUAUCUACUAAUAAAAAUCUAACAGGAGAGUACUCAUUGCUAUCUAAGUAUUCUAAAAUAGCCUUAAAAAUAGAUUUAUCUAAAUAUAAAAUGUAAGAUUCAAAAGUAUAAUUUUGGAAAUUUGUUAUUUGGGAUAAUAAAUGGUUUCAUAUAUGCAAAUGAAAAAUAAAGUUUACUAAGAAUAAUUUUGAUUGGUUGGAGUCCAACAAUUUCUAAUGCUUAAGCAAAAUAUUUUAUUUAUAAUAACCUAUCUAUCAAUUUGGUUAUGACAACUACUUUAGAUAAAAUGCAGUUAAUGAAUUUUGGGGAAUCAGAAAUUUUAAAUUAUUUUAUGGAAUUUUACAGGAAUGCAGCUAUUCUAUUAUUUAAGCAUUUAUUUUUCCUUUAUUCAUAAGAACUAUGCAUAUUUAAACAUCAUUACAUGCAUUUGAUCAUCCUUUGUAAAAUAAAUUGAUAAUAACUGAACUCGGAAUCUCUGUGAAUCCUGACUAUGAUGAUACAAUAACCGUUGGCUCUUCAAUUAAAAAUUGGCAAUCUCAAUCAUUUGGAAAUGUUUUUCCUUACCUAAAUUUAUCCUUACAAAAUUACAAAGCACAGACCCAGAUAAACAAAACAUGGACAGCUAUUUGUAAAAAAAACGAUCCAAUUAAAUAAAUUUUAGGUGGUUUUGGAAAGAACAAUAAAAUAAGAAUCUUAGCUUAUAAGCUACUUCAACAUCGAUUAAGAUAAGUUAAAUAGUAGUAUAAAACUUAAACUAUAAAGUAAUACAAAAUUAAAAUUAACUGA